AUGUUUUCACUCAGAUUGCGUAGAUUGCUCAUUUCUGGCGAUAGCGAUACUAAUAAAGAGGACAAGCCGACACCCACGACGGAAGAUGAUUACCGUGUGCAGAUUGUCUCAAGUUCGACGCGGAGCAAUCGCACUGCCAUGAAAAAGGAGUACUCGAGACGCGGUAGCACUUCCGGAAUAUUCGGUCGCGCCAAGGAGCCCCCCUCGAAGCGCACGCCGUCGAGUAAGGAGUUGGCAGUCCUCGCGACGACUGCAUCCACGGACUCCAAAUGCACCACAGAACGUACCCAAUCAAUAUGUUCCAUACAACCAGAUCCCGAGAAAAUUGUCUCAAAAACACGUUCGCAUUGUUCAAUGGUGAACAGUAAACAUAAUUCUUCUCGAACUAAACAGACUGUGGAGACUUUGGACGUGGAUACUCCUUCACCGAGUGUCCAUAGCCGCUCUUUACCCAAUGGACGGAGCGGCCGAAGGAGAUCGCUGCUGUCAAACGAUACAUCAUCGUCGAAAACGAGGGAAUGGGACCCGGCUAUAUUCGUAGUUGAUUUCGCUGGACAAGCCAACAAAGCGCCUGCAAAUUUGGUAUCGCCAUCGUGUGCACGCGAAUCUCCUUUGUCCACAAACACUCAUUAUUUUAUUCCAGAUAGCAAUCACGGGCAACGGUCUACCUAUACAUUACCGAAAGAAUGCUCCGUACAAGAUGGGGGCUUGGAACUGCUGAACGGACGCACCCAGAUACCUUUACGACGGCGAAGUUCUCUCAGUGGCCAAAUUCGGAUGCCUGCCCUUUUGACUACGUCGAUCACCAAAACACCGUGGAAUCAAAAUCUCUUUACCGUUGACUGUAACUCCAUAUCUGAUGAUCGAAGCGACGACCACGUUUUAUUGAUUGAAAACAAGCCAACCAAACAAGGAGAGAUUAUGCUGGGGGGACGAGAUCUUGACGACACGGAAGACCCCUCUAUGCUGUUAAACGCUGAUGCUGUGAGUGUCGUUACUGCCAGUACUUGCAGCGAUCUAACCAUGGGAGAUCCUACUAUGAUCAAGCUUUAUGACAAAAACGGUUGUCUCCGCAAAGAUCUGCUCAUUGCUAUGGAGAAUGGUAGACCUACCAUGAGAAAACAAGCCGAUGCCAAAUUUGUGAAGCCCAAGUAUAUAACGUUUCGGCGUAAAGAGCGACUGCUGCUGUAA
Molecule: messenger RNA, 1191 nt
Organism: Phaeodactylum tricornutum CCAP 1055/1
Lineage: Eukaryota; Bacillariophyta; Bacillariophyceae; Surirellales; Neidiaceae
Exons: 1
Coding region: 1-1191 (396 amino acids)
Source: RefSeq, a predicted model, not a curated record